AUGAGAUUGUCGCUGCCAAGAAUUAUUCCAGCUUUAAAAAACGGUGCUAUAUUAUUUCGGGGGAAGCCCUUGACAAUAAACAAAAGCUUACAUAAUCAUUCUACCGUAGUUUUAGGUGGGAAACCUCAUAUUUUUUCCAAAGCACAUCUUUAUUGUUCACCAACUUUCACUCAAGUAAAGGGAUUACACCAAAACCACUAUAACAUGUCGUCAACUCAAGGUAAACCAAUUACAUGUACUGCAGCCGUUGCCUACGCAGCCGGCAAGCCCUUAACUGUCGAGCAAAUUGUUGUGGAUCCACCUAAAGCUCACGAAGUUCGUAUUAAAAUUGAAUACACUGCUGUUUGUCAUACUGACGCAUAUACUUUGUCUGGUAUCGACCCAGAAGGUGCAUUUCCUAGUAUUUUGGGCCAUGAAGGGUCAGGCAUUGUUGAAAGUGUAGGUGAAGGUGUCACUAACGUUAAAGUCGGUGACCAUGUCAUUGCUUUAUACACUGCUGAAUGUGGAAAGUGUAAGUUCUGUAAAUCUGGAAAGACAAAUCUUUGUGGCUCUGUGAGAGCUACUCAAGGUAAAGGUGUUAUGCCAGAUGGAACGUCAAGAUUCCACAACCAAAAAGGUGAACCAUUAUUACAUUUUAUGGGUUGUUCUACCUUCUCUCAAUAUACUGUUGUUGCUGAUGUUUCCGUCGUUGCAGUGGAUCCAAAGGCCCCAUUAGAUAGUAUCAGUUUAUUGGGUUGUGGUGUCACUACCGGUUAUGGUGCUGCCAUUAAGACAGCUAACGUGCAAAAGGGUGAUACUGUUGCUGUCUUUGGUGCUGGUACAGUUGGGUUAUCUGUUGUUCAAGGUGCUAAAUCUAGAGGUGCCUCAAAAAUCAUUGUUGUGGACAUCAACAACGACAAGAAGCAAUGGUCUUUUGACUUCGGCGCUACUGAUUUUGUUAAUCCAAAAGAAGAUUUGAAAGAAGGUGAGACUAUUGUUCAAAAGUUAAUUGAAAUGACUGAUGGUGGGUUAGAAUAUACUUUUGACUGUACUGGUAACGUGAAGGUGAUGAGAGAUGCUUUAGAAGCUUGUCAUAAGGGUUGGGGUGAAUCUAUUAUUAUCGGUGUUGCUGGUGCCGGUGAAGAAAUUUCUACAAGACCAUUCCAAUUAGUUACUGGUAGAGUAUGGAAGGGUUCUGCAUUCGGAGGUAUUAAAGGUAGAUCUGAAAUGGGCGGUCUAAUUGAAGAUUAUCAAAAUGGUAAGUUAAAGGUUGAUGAAUUCAUUACUCAUAGGAGACCAUUCACCGAAAUUAACGACGCAUUUGAAGACUUGCAUCAUGGUGAUUGUUUAAGAACGGUUCUAGAUUUAGCUAAAUAA
Molecule: messenger RNA, 1356 nt
Organism: Naumovozyma castellii
Lineage: Eukaryota; Fungi; Ascomycota; Saccharomycetes; Saccharomycetales; Saccharomycetaceae
Gene: SFA1
Product: bifunctional alcohol dehydrogenase/S-(hydroxymethyl)glutathione dehydrogenase
Exons: 1
Coding region: 1-1356 (451 amino acids)
Source: RefSeq, a predicted model, not a curated record